This is a messenger RNA of Strongylocentrotus purpuratus (purple sea urchin), 168 nucleotides long. Lineage: Eukaryota; Metazoa; Echinodermata; Echinoidea; Camarodonta; Strongylocentrotidae. The record is from the annotation of a RefSeq genome assembly.
GUGCCACAACUAGAAUUUGCUUGAUGAAUCGUAAACUUUUCCCUCAUUUGAGCUUCCGUAUUAAUAGUCAUUUCCUUACUAUUAAAUAGCUUUCCACCUAACAGCGCGGGUCAAUCCUCUUCUUCCUUAACUUUAAAAAAGACCACAACUAAUUGACAAUGACUAUAA